AACGAGAGAACGCGGGCAAGGAAGCCCAGAAGGCGGAUGGGAUGGCGCAGGAAGAGGAGACUUACUAUGGCAAGCACGGGACACCACAUAAAUAUGACCCAACUUUCAAAGGCCCCAUUUAUGACAGGAGCUGCACAGAUAUCAUCUGCUGUAUCUUGCUACUGGUUGCAAUUGGGGGCUAUGUUGCAGUGGGUAUUGUGGCAUGGACACAAGGAGACCCUCGUAAGGUGAUUUAUCCAACAGAUAGCCGUGGUCAGUUCUGUGGCCAAAAGGGCACACCCAAUGAGCAGAAGCCUUACUUGUUCUACUUCAACAUCAUGAAAUGUGCUAGCCCUUUGGUGUUGCUGGAAUUUCAGUGUCCUACUACACAGAUCUGUGUGAGCAAGUGUCCAGAUAGGUAUCUCACUUUUCUAAAGGCCUCCAGUAUCGAUCACACAGCAACCCAGGAACUAAAAUAUUAUCAACAGUUUUGUGUCCCAGAGUUUACCGAUCUGAAGAAGAGUGCGCCUGAAGUGUUGAAAGAUGGUGAAUGCCCAGCCAUGCUUACACCAAGCAAGCCCUUGGCUCAUAGAUGUUUACCUGCAAUCAACAGCAAGCAAGGUGUUAUCAUGGUUGGAAAUGCAACAACUUUUGAUGAUGGAAGUGGAAGUGAGAAGAAAAGGAAUGUGACAGAACUUCUGGAAGGGGCCAAAAAAGCAAAUGUCCUUCUGGAGACAAGACAAGUAGCUAUGAAAAUCUUCGAAGAUUACACCGUUUCCUGGUACUGGAUAAUAACAGGUCUCGUGAUUUCCAUGGUAGUCAGCCUUGUAUUUAUUGUUCUGCUCCGGUUCCUGGCAGGGAUCAUGAUUUGGGUGAUGAUUGUACUGGUGAUCCUGGUGCUUGGAUAUGGAAUCUUUCAUUGUUAUAUGGAAUAUGCUCAUCUGAAAGGACAGGCUGGUUCUGAUGUCUCCUUGAUGGAGCUUGGAUUCCAGACAGAUUUUCGUGUCUAUCUCCACCUGAAACAAACCUGGUUAGCUUUCAUGAUCAUCCUGUGCAUUAUGGAAGUUAUCAUUAUUCUACUGCUUAUCUUCUUGCGCAAGAGAAUCCUCAUUGCUAUUGCACUUAUCAAGGAAGCUAGCAGGGCUAUCGGACACAUCAUGACAUCACUUCUGUUUCCACUCUGUACUUUCUUUCUGGUGUGUCUCUGCAUUGCUUAUUGGGCUAGUACUGCUGUUUUCUUGUCUACUUCUAACGAAGCUGUCUACAAGGUGUUUAAUGAUACAGAAUGCCAAUAUGCUGGAACAACUUGCAACCCAGAGACCUUCAGUACUUCCAAUGUCACGAAGCUGUGCCCAGGAGCACAUUGCCUCUUUGCCUUCUAUGGUGGUGAGACUUCCUACCACAAGUACCUCAUCAUCUUUCAGAUUUUCAAUAUUUUCAUGUUCUUUUGGCUGGCCAACUUUGUCAUUGCUUUGGGCCAAGUUACACUCGCUGGGGCCUUUGCAUCAUACUACUGGGCUUUUAAAAAACCUGAUGAUAUGCCAGCAUUUCCCCUCUUCUCCUCAUUUGGCCGAGCACUCAGGUAUCACACUGGUUCACUGGCCUUUGGAUCCCUGAUUCUUGCCAUUGUCCAGGUCAUUCGAGUCAUUCUGGAAUACUUAGAUCAUAAACUAAAAGCUUCUGAGAAUAUGUUUGCCAAGUUCCUUUUGACCUGUUUCAAAUGCUGCUUCUGGUGCCUGGAGAAGUUCAUCAAGUUUUUGAAUAGAAAUGCAUACAUUAUGAUUGCUAUUUACGGUACCAAUUUCUGCACUUCUGCCAGGAAUGCCUUUUCCUUGCUCAUGAGGAACAUAAUCAGGGUGGCUGUUUUGGACAAAGUCACUGAUUUCCUGUUUUUCCUUGGAAAAAUCCUAAUUGUGGGAAGUGUUGGUAUCCUUGCUUUCUUUUUUUUCACCCAAAGAAUAAAGCUGAUUCAAGACACAGCACCAACUCUCAAUUAUUACUGGGUCCCCAUUCUGACAGUGAUUGUGGGUUCCUACCUCAUUGCACAUGGAUUUUUCAGUGUAUAUGCCAUGUGCGUGGACACACUUUUCCUUUGCUUUUUGGAAGACCUGGAGCGUAAUGAUGGCUCUACUGAGAAGCCUUACUUCAUGUCAUCUAACCUGAGAAAACUCCUGAAGAAGACUAAUAAACAGACAGAUGCAUGAUUUGGCAAGCCUGUCUUUCUGUGAGACAGAAUGUAAUGUGCCAACUUGACUUUUGUCAAGAUAGAGCAGCAUCUGCAAGAUUACAAUAUCUGCUAGCCCUAGCUGUGCCAUAUAACUGUAGCUUGGGCAAAAUUAGACACCUCUCUUCUUGUAUCUUUUGGUUUUCGAGUGUAGAGGUUUUUGUUUCUUUUGCCAUUUAAAGUGAUAAAUUAGCCACAUGUUAUAAUAAAUAUAGUUUAGGAAUACAGCAUAAUAAAUCAGAUUGAGAUCUGUUAAGACUGAGACCAGUUAAGAAAACCAUCCAUCCUAUUGGAACCAGGACUAUAUAAACAUUGGAUUAGCAAUUCUUGCUUGCUAAUACAGACCGAGUAAAUGGUAUAGAAUAGACAGUGGUAAAUGUAAGUGAUCUAGUGAAACUGCAUUUGAUCCAGUUUAGUUAUUAACCAUGUGUUCCAAAAGUUUUUAUUUUUCUUGUAAUGGCAUUUUUAUGCAAUCAUUGACCACUUAAAAAGGUCACCUUAAAGGUCUCUCCCAGGAAGGGUUUUCAUAUUAUAUACUAAUGUUUAUGGAAAAAUCUAUUUUCUAAAAUAUACUUCACUGCCACUUCCACAUCCCCAA
This is a messenger RNA of Protobothrops mucrosquamatus (brown spotted pit viper), 2801 nucleotides long. RefSeq names its product solute carrier family 44 member 2 (gene SLC44A2). Gene Ontology annotation, molecular function: choline transmembrane transporter activity. The coding region runs from base 42 to 2183 and encodes 713 amino acids. Lineage: Eukaryota; Metazoa; Chordata; Lepidosauria; Squamata; Viperidae. The record is from RefSeq and is a predicted model, not a curated record. Gene Ontology annotation, biological process: choline transport; transmembrane transport. The transcript has 22 exons. Gene Ontology annotation, cellular component: membrane.